CCCCAGGACGCCUGGUGUGCCGAGCUGUGGAGGAUCCAUUUCCUGGCGGCGGAGCUGGGGCACAUGGGGGGCGUCGCGGGCACGGCCCUGCAGCCCUUCGUGGUGAAUGUGGCCACGCAGGUCCAAUUCAUCAAGGAAUGCGCCAUCACCGACCCCAUGGGCUGCGUGGGGCGGGAACGCACCAAUGUGUCGCGGAUGCUGAGCGCCCUGAACGGCCACCUGGUGGCACUAAGGAGCAAAAUGAUGCGUCAGGCGGGGCCGGUGGACUUCAGUAACUGCACCCCCGUCCGCUGCCAG
Messenger RNA from Terrapene triunguis (Three-toed box turtle), 297 nucleotides. It is a transcript of the gene FLT3LG, whose product is annotated as fms related tyrosine kinase 3 ligand. NCBI's taxonomy places the organism in Eukaryota, Metazoa, Chordata, Testudines, Emydidae. The annotation marks the transcript as partial. The transcript has 2 exons. Gene Ontology annotation, cellular component: cell surface; membrane. Gene Ontology annotation, molecular function: cytokine activity; receptor tyrosine kinase binding. The record is from RefSeq and is a predicted model, not a curated record. Gene Ontology annotation, biological process: positive regulation of cell population proliferation.